This is a messenger RNA of Microdochium trichocladiopsis, 585 nucleotides long. RefSeq names its product adenine phosphoribosyltransferase. Lineage: Eukaryota; Fungi; Ascomycota; Sordariomycetes; Xylariales; Microdochiaceae. Gene Ontology annotation, cellular component: cytoplasm. The transcript has 3 exons. Gene Ontology annotation, biological process: AMP salvage; adenine salvage. Gene Ontology annotation, molecular function: adenine binding; AMP binding; adenine phosphoribosyltransferase activity. The record is from RefSeq and is a predicted model, not a curated record. The coding region runs from base 1 to 585 and encodes 194 amino acids.
AUGCCAGUGCUCGGCGUGGAGAUUGUGGUGUCUGGACAGACCAAGAAGAUGGUCAUUGACGCCCUCGGCCGGGUGCCCGACUUCCCCAAGCCUGGCAUCAACUUCAUCGAUAUCCUGCCCGUCUUCCAGAGCCCCACCACCUUCAGCGCUCUCCUUGACGUCCUCGAGCACAUGAUCAAGGAGCAGUUUGGCUCCGACGGCCCUGAUGUUCUGGUAGGCCUCGAGGCCCGCGGCUUCCUCUUUGGGCCCUCUCUGGCCCUGCGCCUUGGUGCCUCGUUUGUGCCCGUCCGCAAGCAGGGCAAAAUGCCCGGCAAGUGCCUGAGUGUCAGCUACACCAAGGAGUAUGGUGACGACGUCUUCGAGAUCCAGGAGGGUGCCGUCAAGCCCGGCCAGAAGGUUCUCAUUGUCGACGACAUCAUCGCGACCGGUGGCACUGCUAUCGCGGCUGCAGAGCUGGUCGAGAAGUCCCAGGGCAACCUCCUUGGCUUCCUUUUCAUGAUUGAGCUCAGCUUCCUCAAGGGCCGUGAUAAGCUCGGUCUUGGCCCCUCCCGCAAGAUGCUCACUCUGCUCGAGGAUAUCGAGUAG